AUGCUUCUUCAUAUUUCAAAGUUGACCGAAGACGUGUUCAAGAAUGGCGGAAGCAAAAAAAAGACUUUGAAGCCAUUAAAGACAAUAAAUAUCAACCAAGUACGGGUACUUGAAGGUCGUGGUCGAAAAGUAACCUACCCUAUACUAGAAAAGGAACUGUUGAAGUUCAUUAAAAAGAGAAGAGAAGAAAGGGGUGCUGUAACAACAUCUAUGAUCAUAAAAAAAGCAAAAGAACUGGGUAAAGUUUUAGAUGCUAAAGAUUUAAAGUUUUCACGUGAUAUACCUAUAGUCGUUAGAAAUUUUCUUCAAAGUUCACGUGAAAAAAUUUAUAAUAUCGACAAAAAAUUUGGUUUAUCUUUUGAUGAAACUCCUAUGUACUUUGAUAUGCCACGAGAUUCAACAAUAGAUUUUAAAGUAGCAACUGCACCCUCUACUUGUAUGACAGGAGAUUUAAUGAUUUCUACUUACAUUCCCCGAGUGAUUCGAGCAAGGCCAAAUGGAUUUUUCAAGAGUAAGGGUAUACUUUUUGUUGAUGAACACCGUAGUUAUAUUCAUGAUGAUGUACUUAAGGCGUUGAAUAUAGAGGGCUUAGAGGUUUUGCAAAUACCAGGUGGGACAACUAGCGUUUUGCAGCCUCCCGAUGUUUCAAUGGAUAAAGAAAAACAAGAACAUACUAAAAAAGGCAACUUAAAAAAAGUAUCAUAUGAACUAGUCUGUGAAUUGAUUGCAAAGACAUGGAGAGAAAUCAGCACAAAUAUUUUGGUUAAAUCUUUCGAAGCUACAGGUCUUAUACUUAACCCUAAUGGAAGUGAAGAUAAUAAAUUGUCAAAAUGUCUCCGGGCUAUUACUGAGAACAAUCCUGAUGAAUCACUGAUUGAAGAUACACAUUCUGAAAACAAGUCGAAUUACAACAAUGAUGGUGCAUGGGAUUAUAAUGAUUCAAAUGAUACUGAACCCGACUAUGAUAAUAAUACUGAACCUGACUAUGAUAAUGAAAGUAUUACGGGUAAUGAAGCUAUGCAAAUAGAUCUUGAUUAUGAAAGUUUUAUGGAUAAUGAAGCUAUGCAAAUGUAUGAAUCAAUGGAUCUUGAUUAA
Molecule: messenger RNA, 1095 nt
Organism: Dentiscutata erythropus
Lineage: Eukaryota; Fungi; Glomeromycota; Glomeromycetes; Diversisporales; Gigasporaceae
Source: the annotation of a GenBank genome assembly